Messenger RNA from Triticum aestivum (bread wheat), 4631 nucleotides. Its product is annotated as probable LRR receptor-like serine/threonine-protein kinase At3g47570. Gene Ontology annotation, biological process: protein phosphorylation. The transcript is spliced from 3 exons. Gene Ontology annotation, molecular function: protein kinase activity; receptor serine/threonine kinase binding; ATP binding. Lineage: Eukaryota; Viridiplantae; Streptophyta; Magnoliopsida; Poales; Poaceae. The record is from RefSeq and is a predicted model, not a curated record. The coding region runs from base 1059 to 4256 and encodes 1065 amino acids.
GAUAGAGCCCGCCGGGGUGGCACCAUGGCAGAUGCGGUGUGAGGGGCGGCGUCUCGAGCCCCGGCGCGGGCAGGCAUCGCACCCCCAAGCCAAGCCCAAGGGCUACAUACAUCCUCCACAUGUUCCCCUACCCCAGGUUAUAAGUUUGAGAAAGGCAACCGCCGUGGGCCGUGGCUGCCAUGGCCGGUGAAGGAGAAUAGGUGGAUUUGAGAUGAAGAAGAACUGAAGAAGAAGGAGAGGUGAUGCUCGCAAGUCGCAAUGCCUGCCUGCCUGCCAUAUACUGUGUACCUAACGCCUGCAAUUCAAUUAUCUGGUAUUAUCAUGUGGAGAGGAAUGCUGGGAAAACUUCUUUUCUGGCAAGCAUCUCUCUUAAAUUCACCGGAUAGUUCGUGUGGAGGACGUUCGAUGAUGGGGAUAGCCGGACCUUGACUGCAAACUGUUGUGUAUCAAGAAUUAAUUUUCUGCACUUAUGACAAAAAAGAUGGCCGGAGAAGUCUUUGGCUUGCCCUGCUUCUUCUCCUUGAUGACUGAGUUGGCACUUUGGAGGGUCAACUACGUUGCACAAUAAUAGGGCACUUCCUGAACCGUACUGGAAUCCAGAAAUUUGGUUUCAAGAAACUGUAAUUAAAAUACACCGUCUACAACUACAAAUAUUUAUUAUUUGUUACUUGAUGGUGCCAAAUAAAUAAUUAUAAGUGAGUAGCCAACAUGUCCCCUUUUCUACUGUUCACUUCACUGAGUACUUCCAUGAUUGGGUGGAUUUGGGGGUACAGAAGCUGUAGCUUGAAUAACAAGCAAGGAAUUGUAUUUGCACUUUGAUAGACUCACUGGUAUAUGCACACGCUUUUCUUUACCCGCAUAAACCUCUCACAUGUUCCUUUUGUGCCCAGGCUAUUUUUCAAUCAUCCGGGGGCGUGAUCUAGAAGCAAGUUAACCAAGACAGCACUGAAGUCAAAGUCAAGUACAAGUUUCAGCUCCCAUACCCUUACUUCCACAUAUAUCUAAGCAGACACACAAAUAUUUUAAUAAGCACACUCCAUUAGGACAAGAAGAGAGACAUGGCUCCUCGAGUUUUUCGCACUGAAUCUCUCAUUGUUCCGUCCCAACAUGCACUCUUUCUUCUCUACACCAUCCUCAUAUUUCUGUCCUCCAACACAGUAGUAUUCACAUCAGCACAAGCUAGCAACAGAUCUGAGAGUGACCGGCGAGCCCUUCUCUGCUUCAAAUCCGGCAUCUCCAAGGGAUCUGCCCGUGUUCUUGGAUCAUGGCGCGAUGACUCGCUCAGCUUCUGCGGCUGGCGAGGGGUCACCUGCAGCACCACCCUCCCAAUCCGCGUCGUGUCCCUCCAACUCAGGUCUACGCUGCUCACAGGAACACUAUCCAGUUGCAUGGCAGCCCUUGGUUCUCUAGUUCAGUUGAACCUUUGGAACAAUAAGUUAUCUGGAAGCAUACCUAAAGAGAUAGGUGAGCUUCGGAGCCUCCAAACCCUGAUGCUUGCUGGAAACAGGCUUUCAGGUAACAUCCCUCUGUCAUUAGGUACAGCUGCAUCUCUUAGAUAUGUCAACCUUGCAAACAACUCUCUUAGCGGAACUAUCCCUGAUUCCUUAGCAAAUAGUUCGUCACUCAGUGAGAUCAUCCUCUCACGUAAUGACUUAUCUGGGUUGAUCCCAGCUACUUUGUUCAACUCAUCCAAACUUGUUGCUGUUGACCUCCGGUCGAAUGCUCUCUCCGGACCUAUCCCACAUUUCCAAAAGAUGGGAGCUCUGCAAUUUCUCAGUCUUACAGGGAAUUUACUUUCUGGUACUGUACCAGCAUCUUUAGGAAAUGUUUCAUCCUUGCGUUCCCUCCUACUAGCACAAAACAUCUUAAUAAGAUCAAUUCCAGAAACUUUGGGUCAAAUUUCAAACCUAACAACGCUAGAUCUAAGUUACAAUAAUUUCUCGGGGUAUGUCCCAGCCACACUGUACAAUGUGUCAUCACUCACACUCUUUAGCUUAGGCAGCAACAAUUUUAUUGGACAGAUACCUUCUAAAAUUGGCCACUCACUUCCAAAUCUUCAAACAUUGGUAAUGGGAGGCAACGGAUUUCGUGGACCAAUCCCAGAUUCUCUGACCAACAUGUCAAAGCUCCAAGUGCUUGAUCUUUCAAGUAACUUGCUGACGGGCGUGGUGCCAUCUCUAGGAUCCUUGGCAAACUUGAGUCAACUGCUUCUAGGAAAUAAUAAACUCGAAGCUGGUGACUGGGCAUUCCUUGCCUCUCUCACCAAUUGCUCGAAGUUGUUAAGAUUAUCAGUGGAUGGGAAUAUCCUGAAUGGAAAUUUGCCAAAGGCAGUAGGCAGCCUUUCAACAAAGCUCGAGCAGUUAAACUUUGGAAGAAACCAGAUCUCUGGAGACAUACCAGCUGAGAUAGGCAACCUUGUAAGCCUCACUCUGCUUGACAUGGGCCAGAACAUGCUCUCAGGACAAAUUCCCCUGAGAGUUGGGAGCUUCAGAAACUUGUUUGUCCUGAAACUAUCGAGGAAUAGAUUAUCAGGCCAGAUUCCAUCAACGGUUGGUAAUCUUCCUCAACUCGGGCAGCUUUAUCUUGAUGACAACAAUUUGUCUGGAAACAUACCAGCAACUAUAGGACAAUUGAAAAGGUUAGCUAUGCUGAACUUAUCAGUCAACAACCUUGAUGGAUCCAUACCAAGAGAACUCCUCAAUAUUUCUUCCCUUUCAUUGGGUUUGGACUUGUCAAACAACAACCUGUAUGGGCCGGUACCAAGGGAAGUUGGUAACCUGAUCAAUCUUGGCCUUCUUAAUGUUUCCAACAACAAAUUGUCUGGUAGUCUUCCUUCUGAACUUGGCAUGUGUAUUCAUCUGGAAUACCUUCAGAUUGAAAGCAACAUGCUUAGUGGGAUUAUUCCUCAGUCUCUCGCUGCACUAAGGGGCUUAGAACAAAUAGAUCUGUCGGACAACAAUUUAACUGGUGAAGUUCCGCAGUUUUUUGAGGGCUUCAGCAGCAUAAGUUACAUUGAUAUAUCAAACAACAAAUUUGAAGGGCCAAUCCCGACUGGUGGUAUAUUCAGAAAUUCAACUAAGGUAUCCCUGCAAGGUAACAAAGGGUUAUGUGAAACAGCUGCUGCCAUAUUUGGACUUCCCAUUUGCCCAACCACCUCUCCCACCACCUCAUCAAGAAAAAGGAAGAUCAAUACACGCCUGCUGCUGAUAAUAGCUCCAGCAGUUACUAUUGCUUUGUUCUCAUUAUUAUGUGUUGUUGUCACUGUUAUGAAGGGGACUAAAGCUCAACCAUCUGAAAGUUUCAAGGAGACAAUGAAGAGGGUGUCAUAUGGGGACAUCCUUAAAGCCACCAAUUGGUUCUCCCCGGUCAACAGGAUCAACUCCAGUCACACAGCAUCAGUCUACAUUGGUCGGUUUGAGUUUGAUACAGAUCUAGUGGCAAUCAAGGUAUUCCAUCUCAGCGAGCAAGGUUCGAGAAAUAGCUUUUUCAGCGAGUGUGAAGUACUAAAACACACCCGCCACCGUAAUCUGGUUCAAGCUAUUACCCUGUGCUCAACGGUAGAUUUUGAGGGCGACGAGUUCAAGGCUAUAGUAUACGAGUUCAUGGCAAAUGGUAGCCUGGACAUGUGGAUACACCCAAGGGUUGGCAGCUCAAGGAGGCUGCUGAGCUUGGGCCAGCGGAUAAGUAUUGUUGCUGAUGUGGCUUCUGCUCUGGACUAUAUGCACAACCAGCUGACACCUCCUUUGAUUCACUGUGAUUUGAAGCCGAGCAAUGUUCUGCUGGACUAUGACAUGACCUCACGCAUUGGCGAUUUCGGGUCCGCCAAGUUUCUCUCUUCAAGUAGUGGCAGGCCAGAAGGCUUCAUUGGGAUCGGAGGAACAAUUGGAUAUAUCUCUCCUGAAUAUGGGAUGGGAUGCAAAGUCUCGACAGGUGGCGACGUUUACGGUUUUGGGGUGCUGCUACUGGAGAUGCUCACGGCAAGGCGGCCGACGGACGCGCUAUGCGGCAAUGCUCUCAGCCUCCACAAGUAUGUCGACCUAGCCUUCCCCGAGAGGAUCGCUGAGGUUCUAGAUCCCCAUAUGCCAUCCGAGGAGGACGAGGCGGCUGCUUCUCUGCGUAUGCAAAACUACAUUAUACCUUUGGUCAGUAUUGGCCUGAUGUGUACCAUGGAUUCGCCGCAAGAUAGACCAGGUAUGCAUGAUGUCUGUGCCAGAAUUGUUGCCAUGGAAGAGGCAUUUGUCGAGACCUUCUUGUGAUUACGGCAACUAGUAAGUUGGGCAGUGAGAUGUUAAAGAUCAUGUAUAUACAUUUAGAAGUACAGUACAGUUACUACACUACUGUAAUGCCUAUAUACACUUGUAGAAUAAUUCCAACAUUUAUUUUAUUUAUCUGGUACAUAUGAACCAGUAUGCUAUGUGCCCGCCAAAAUAAGCGAUGCAAGUAUUUCUUUCUUUGCGAAUCAACCUGUGGUUGAGUUGGUUAGGUGGACAGUGGUAUCCCCAACCCACCAGGGUUCAAAUCCUGGUGCUCGCAUUAUUCCUGGAUUUAUUUCAGGAUUUCCGGCGAUGCGCUUUCAGUGGGAGCAGACGUUCCCGUCGACGACGAGGCGCCUACGGUGACUUCGUAAAUCU